Molecule: messenger RNA, 642 nt
Organism: Colletotrichum orchidophilum
Lineage: Eukaryota; Fungi; Ascomycota; Sordariomycetes; Glomerellales; Glomerellaceae
Exons: 1
Coding region: 1-642 (213 amino acids)
Source: RefSeq, a predicted model, not a curated record
AUGGCCGACAAAAUUCCAUAUGAAUUCGUCCCCGUGUACAUGCUCACGAAACUCACCGACGAAGAGGAGAAAACCUUUGUAUCGAUCAUUGCAGCGCGGGAGGAAGGCGUCGCCGAGGAGGACGACUAUGUCCGACCAAAACUCGUUUACUGGACCGCUGACGCGGAUGGAACCAUUGAAAACGAUCUCGUACCAUUGCACAGGAAGCUCGAAGCGGAAAGCGAGCUAGAUUAUCACUCUUUCUUCUUCUACGCUGAUCGCAAGAGUGUCGAGGACGGCGGGACCAUUCUUGCGAGUCGCGAUUGGGGCACCCUUUGCAUCUCCAAGACGGCGACGCAGAAGUUUACCAAGUUUUGCAAAGAGAAGGAUAUCAAACUUCCCAGGGGCGGUUGGAGCCACAUUGAUGGUUUGAUUGUCAACUUGACGAAGGACAUCAUCACCUGGGGUGUGACGUGGGGACGUCAGCCGGGGCCGCAAUGGAAAUCAAGCCACCAGAACCUGGAUCUUGCGAAUAUGCAAAUGUCGGAGCUUAUCGAGAUGCACGGCGAACAAGUCCAGAUUCUGGAAGAUGACGAAUGGGAUGCACAGGGCUUUUCAGAGAGGCUCCGGAAAGAACUGGACAAGAUCAAGGACGAGCUCUAG